GGUCUUUGAGAUUUGAGUGGGUUUCAGAAGGUUGGACAACUCGAUCUCGAGAAGAACUGGGAUUAAGACAGGAGGAGAAAGCCGGUGGUGGGGACAGUGUACGUACAACACAAUGGACCCGCCCGGGUGGGUAGCGAGCCGAACGAGACGAGCGAUCGGCGCUCUGGCGGAAGUUGCUGACACUACUCUCAGUUGGCAGUACUACGCGAGACCGCGGCAUCGAUAGGUAUCGCAUGGUUAGUUGUUGUGGGUGGAUGAGUGUUUCGGACGAGUUGGUGCUUGUGACAAGUUUUCCUUAAUCUGGCUACCUAUUUACCGAAAGAAUGAUUCGGGGCGAUUCCGCUGUGUGCAAAUCCUGUUAUCUCUGUAUAUAACCUUCAAGAUCUUCCUCGAGAUCAGCGGAAAAAGUUGAAGAAAAAGCUAUGGUGUGCGGGACUCGUGUCCAGUUUACGUGUGCGCGACUUAGGUGAUAUUGGCAUUCUUGUGGCAUGGUGUUUAUUGGCGACGCUGAUUGUUGGAUUUCCAGUCGCGUAAUCGAGGACACACCAUGAGACGAAUUAGUGUUGGCGGUAUGAGCCGGCCAUCGAAAGCUGUGACCCAGGUGAAGAAAGUAGCACCACCGGCCGUCCCUGACGUAUUCCGGCAUUCCGGCUCUUCCUUUGGAUCGGCAGGAUACGCUAGCAGUGAAGAUGGAUGUUUUUUGUCCAGUGGUACCGGUGGCGGAGGAGCCGUCGACGACGGUUCCUACGGGAUGCCGUCUGGGAAGAGUCCGGGGCCCAUUUUCACUCACCCUGGUUUCGCUUUCCCUCCGAUCGUCGGCAAAUACACCCACGCCGAGGAUCAAGGUAUCGACAUGACACAAAGCCCCGGAAGAGAUAGCCCAGGGAGUUCAGGUUCAGGAUCUGGUUCGAGGCAUUCGACAGCGUCGCUUGAUUCUGGAAGAGCUUCCGGAUAUCAUUUAGGUCCGAGAGGACACGGUGCACUCACAUCAUCGCCUAGGUGCUCGAUUAGUUCCCUUGGAAGUCAUCCCGACAGGCCCGGAGAUCUUGAUGUCGUUCAUGCCUGGCUGACCGAGCUGCAAUUUGAAGAGUACUUUCCUUUAUUUGCUUCAGCUGGUUAUGAUCUCGCUACUAUAACCAGAAUGACUCCUGAGGAUCUCACGGCAAUAGGUAUUAAGAAGCCGAACCACAGGAAACGACUGAAGGCGGAAAUAGAUAAUUUAAAUAUAGGAGAUGGAUUGCCGGAGCAUGUUCCGGGAUCGCUGGAAGAGUGGCUCAGGUUAUUAAGACUCGAGGAAUAUCUCGGAGCUCUUCAUCAACAGGGUAUGCGUUCAGUCGAGGAUGUCACGACUCUCACAUGGGAGGAUCUUGAGGACAUCGGCAUCGUUCGACUCGGUCAUCAGAAAAAGCUGCUUUUGGCCAUUAAACGUGUUAAAGAUAUUCGUGCCGGAAAGCGUAUUCAACCACUGGAUUUGGCUCGUCUUCCUCCGCAUCCAGGACAAACGCAGGAUGUUGUGAUUCAACGAGGUGCUCCCGAUUUACCAUCGCCGGAUGAGGACUGCACGUCACCGGUACUUAGAUCUUUCCAAAGAACCGGCAACGAAAACACUUCCUGUGCUACGUGGAGGAGUAUGUAUGGUGCGUUGCCAGCUGGGCUGGAUUAUAAUACAGUGGGGCGAGGGAAUCCGAGAGGAAAAUCUCUCGAAAGUUUGGAAGACGCUCCCGUUACUUAUCCACCCUCGCCUGCACCAGUUGUGCACCCACAACCUGUAGACUGGAGACCGCGUAGUUAUGAAGACGGUGAUUUAACUCCGACCAACGAAGGUUCUAUUAUCGAAGUUGGAGGCGGAACACUUCCCAGACCUAGACAUUGUCUCGUUCGACCAAGGCCAGUUGCAAAGGUGAUGGCGACUCCAGGACAGUUUAAAUCAUUGCCACGAGAUUUCGACAACAAAUAUCAAUUGACGUACGGAUUGGAAAGCAGCCCUAACUUGUCGAAGAGACGUCCUCCUUCGCCACCCAGGCGCCAGAGUUCUAGGGACAUGGGUUCUGCAGUUGUCGGCGGUGGUAACGUAGGAGAUGUAGUGAUAGAUUGCAGCGGCCCUGUACCGACUGCCACGUGUGACGAUCAUCAUCUUCAUCAUCAUCACCAUCCUCCACCUCCUGCCCCAGCGGCUCCUCCAUCAACACCACCUCAACUGAAUAGGCCGCCUUCUUCCAUGUCUCGUUCCUGGGGCAGUGUCAGCGUCAACGUUAACGAAGAACAUGAGCUUAUUGCCACUCUUGCCCUGCAACACCGUAACGGAUCGGACGCUAGUUUUAAAUCGAGUUCCAGUACAGAAUCGGAUUCUCUGCCGUUCGCGAACGAGAAUGCCGGUACGAUAAAGCAGAGAGCAGCAAGGGCGCAGGAAUACGUCGGGAACACAGCAAAUAUUGGCAACCACCUGGUGAAUCAUCAUACAGGCGGUGGAGAACCCGCAGACGUUUUAAACGACAUCGGGAAUAUGCUGACAAAUCUCACGAAUGAAUUGGACGCGAUGCUCGAAGAGGAGAAGCGUCAAGGCCUGAAUUCAUAAUCACCACUGCCUUCGUUCGCACUUUUACAAUUGAAAAUGUUGCCAUAAAUGACGAGACUACCAGACUACAACAAUCAAGAUAAUAAACAUUCCCAAAUCACAGCCACAAUGUGAUGAGGGUUCGAAGAAGCCUGGAGGAGUGGACUGUGCACAAUUUCUGAUAUAGAGCUUGUUGACUGACUUUUCGAGGGAUUAGAUCCCGUUUUUGAAACAUACCGAAUUUUCGUUUCUAUUUUAUAUAAGAUCUUCAAGGAAUCACCAGAAUUUUGAUACGAAUUUUUACGCAACUUGCUGUUUUGUUAGUCCUCAGAGAGAUAUUUGCUACUGCACAAUUAUCUAGAAUUCUUGGCAAGUAUUUUCACGAUUAUUGCGGAUUCGAAACUUACGCGCGUACUUAAACAAAUCUUUGCAUACAUCAGUAUGCGUUUUAAUAAAUUUGUAAUGUAAAUCGAAUUAAGUUUUUAGUGUACCAUUGUUAUAUGAACUCACAAAAAUGUUAAUUGUUGAUUCGAAAUAAAUUUGAUAAUAAUGCUUCAUAUCCUGAGCGUAACUUACCAAAAGAAAACGAAAAAUGCCAGGAGAAUUAGUAAAAUUUUAUUAAACGCAUACUGAAUAUUUUUUGAGACUUUGUAAAUCUGUUCUAAGUCUAGCGUUCCAGUUGGAACACAUUCAGUAAAACUACAGGUAAGUUCACUCCGUAGACUUUGGCGGACAAUACAUUCCGAAAUGUAUAUUUUCUCACAUCCGUCCUCUUGCGUUGAAAUACAACUUUCACUGAUGUAGAUUUGUUUAGGAAGUAGGUAUUACGAUCAGUGCAUUAUUGUUUGCAUUAUUGUUUUCACGUUUUUCCAAAUGUUUGUAAGCCGUACGUAAUUGGUUAAAACGAUCGAGGCAAUAAAAGUAGACGUAUGUUACUGAAUGCCAAUUAAAGUUUUAUACUUAUUGCUUAUAUCGCCUACUUGGAAAGCCAACGUUAAUCAACUCUACUGCGGUUGAAAGAAAGGAAGAAAGAAAGGAGGAAAAAAAAAGAAAGAAAGAACGAAGCAAAACGCCCAAUCACAGCAGAUCGUCCGGAAUUCGUCGAUAUGCAUUGAAUCAAACAGUUGAGUGUGAAGAGUAAUAGAGUAUAAUAAAGUAUAGAAAUGUAAUCGACGACGAUUUUCAGAAGUUCUGCCCGUCGUUAAGGCUUAAAAGGGUAAGAUACUCUGACUCGCAUAAAAAAGUAGGUACUUUUAGCACCACUCCUCCAGCUCAGAGAGUGCGCCCUUGGCAAAAGGCGCGAACGGCAGUAAAUCACAAGUGAAACGUACACACACUCUACUUAAGAUAAACUUAACGUAAGAUUAAUCGAUUAAAAAUUCAGCCCCAUCAAAGUCGGGCUGCGGACUUGUCUUGUUAACUAUUGUAGGUGUAUAGUUAUAUAUUAUAGAUACCAUGCGCUAGCAGUGAUUUUGAGUACCUCAUAUCACGACGUUACAGAAUACGGACCAGCAGUUUAAUUCCUACUUUAGUUAAACUUGCUAAAAGUCUUACUUAUAAGGUAAAGAUUCAAAUACCUAAACUGAAUUAAAAUGAUGUAUGUAUUACAUAUUGAUGAAGCCCUUUUGAAUUCGACCAAAUUUGAGGGUCAAAUUUUUUCGAAUUCAAAGUACUUUAUAAUUGGAAUGCUUUUGAAUUUGAAAAGCUAUCAAUUUCAAGUGCACUUGGAAGGAUUUGGGUCCCAACUUGGGAAGCAAACAUUUUUAUAGAAAACUUUCCAAGUUUACGAUGUAUAGCGUUUACCUUUUUACACCAUGUAUUAAUAUAGUUGCGAUGAAAUAAUCUGUCUACUGAUGACGGAUCGGCGAGAUAUAUUAUGUACUUAGCGCAAACUGCGGAAUAGGACAAGUUUUUCAUGGAUCCUGAAUGUCUUCCGAUACUUGAGAACUGAAGUUCGAACUGACUGUACUAGAUGAUUUUCCACGUUUCCUUUUUUUUCGCGAAGAAAGCGAGUUUUUGGCGCUUCUACGACCACUUCUCAAAGACUUGACUGUACGGAGCUACGGAAAAUGACUCGAAGUCAUUGUUUCUACAUGGUACAUACAUAUUAUAUAUAAAUAUAUUAGUUAUAGUUUUUGUACAAAGGUACGCGCCCUACGGCCUCGCCUAGUGAGCCGUGCGCCCGCCUAUAUUGUAUUGUACACCACCCUUCCAUGUUGGUUUUAAUAUGCAUUAAAUAUAUUAUUUGAUUUAACAACUAUAAAGAAAGAAGAUUGAUCUUUAAAUAAAGACUUUGACACGGGCA
Molecule: messenger RNA, 4859 nt
Organism: Belonocnema kinseyi
Lineage: Eukaryota; Metazoa; Arthropoda; Insecta; Hymenoptera; Cynipidae
Gene: ckn
Product: caskin-2
Exons: 7
Coding region: 548-2575 (675 amino acids)
Biological process (GO): cell surface receptor protein tyrosine phosphatase signaling pathway; axonogenesis
Cellular component (GO): axon; focal adhesion
Molecular function (GO): protein phosphatase binding; signaling adaptor activity
Source: RefSeq, a predicted model, not a curated record